This is a messenger RNA of Apis mellifera (honey bee), 880 nucleotides long. RefSeq lists its product as uncharacterized. Bases 79 to 732 code for a protein of 217 amino acids. Gene Ontology annotation, biological process: double-strand break repair via homologous recombination. NCBI's taxonomy places the organism in Eukaryota, Metazoa, Arthropoda, Insecta, Hymenoptera, Apidae. The transcript has 4 exons. The record is from RefSeq and is a predicted model, not a curated record. Gene Ontology annotation, cellular component: Shu complex. Gene Ontology annotation, molecular function: single-stranded DNA binding.
AAAAAAAGAAAAAAAUUAUAUAUCUCAUUAUAAUAAUUAUAUGUAUAACCUAUAUAUAUUUGAAAGUAACAUAAAAAUAUGUUUUCAUCAAAAAAUAAUGUGAAAUCAACAUUAUUUUGUGGGCCUCAGGAAUUAAAUAAAUCAUUUAUGUUUGAGACAGCAAUUUAUUGGGCCGAGGAAGGACGCCGCGUUGUUUACAUUACACCAACACCGUUGGAGAGAUUACCGGCAAUCUGUCAUGAUAGAUGUAAUCCAGCACCUGCAGCUUUCAAGCUUAUGAGAUUUAUGUAUUUGGAGAAUUACGAAUCCUUCAUAGAACGAAUGAUUGAGUUGCACACCUUUGCCAGUUUACCAUCUGUUCUUUUAAUCGAUGACUUUGACGCCUAUAUCAAUGAUUAUAAAGAAAGUGAAAUAUCACAAGAUCUUCAUAUCGCCAGAAUAUGUUCUUUGAUUUUUGAUACAAUGAAUUCUUGUGCACGAAUUCUAAAAAUCAAUGUAUAUAUAUGCGCCUGGUCUUUUUCUGGAAUGAACGAUAUUUGUACAUAUACAAUAUAUUUUGUUAAUGUUUGGAAUGUGACGAAUGAAGAAGAAAGUAAUACCAUAUUUUUACAAAAAUACUUGCAGAAAACUUUUACAGAACAAUGUCCAUCGUAUAGAUAUUGCAAACUUGAAGAUGGAACCAGAGUGUUAAAACAAAUUCUAUACGAAUCUAUGAUUUUUGAUAGAAAUUAAUUUUUAGAUCAUUAUCAGAUCAUAUCAAUAUUCAUACUUAAAUCAGAUAUUAAAAUAUUAAAAAAAUAUAUAUAUGAUACAUAGAACAUAUUAUAUUAUAUAAGUAAAAAAAAUUUUAAUAUGCAUAAAUUGAAUAGAUAGAUAGAUU